Zootoca vivipara (common lizard) is the source of this 5917-nucleotide messenger RNA. The record is from RefSeq and is a predicted model, not a curated record. Lineage: Eukaryota; Metazoa; Chordata; Lepidosauria; Squamata; Lacertidae.
GAACUGCAUCCGGGGCGAGGCUUCGCCUAUUGUCUGGGUUACGGAGGCGGCCUGUGGGACGCCGCGCAGCCUCUCUCUCUUCAGCGCGGGGUUGCCGCCUAGAGGGGAGGCCUGCCGGGCUUGGGGCUGAGGGCUGCCUCCUCAUGUGCCCGCGAGCGGCUGCUCGGCUCCAGUGAUGGAUCGCAGCUCGAAGAGGCGGCAGGUGAAGCCCUUGGCAGCUUCCCUGCUGGAAGUUUUAGAUUAUGACAGUUCAGAUGACAGUGACUUUAAGGUUGGAGAUGCUUCAGAUUCUGAAGGCAGUGGACAUGGCAGUGAAGAUGGAUCAAAGGAUAGCGGCGAAGGCUCCUGUAGUGAUUCAGAAGAACAUAUCUUGGAGGAAGAGCUGGCAGAAGAAGAAAAAGUAGAGGACGAACAACCUAAAAGCUCAGGUGGAGAAGAGCUGCCCAUAACAGAGAAAGAGGUGAUUAAAACUGAGAAAGAGGAAGAAGAGGAGGAGGGGGUGGAUGGAGAAGAGAAGCCUAUAAAGAAAAAAGAGAAAGAGAAACCCUCAGAAGUGGAUGCUGGCAUUGAUGAGCAGACAAACGAACCCAAAAAAUGGAAUUUGCGAAGAAACCGCCCUCUGCUAGAUUUUGUUUCCAUGGAGGAGCUGAAUGACAUAGAUGACUAUGACAGUGAAGAUGACAAUGACUGGCGUCCAACUGCUGGGAAGAGGAAGGGGAAAAACACACUACGUAAAGAGGGAAGUGAUGCAGAUAAUGAGGAUGAUGAAGAUGAUGGGAGCGGGAGUGAGGAGGAUGACAAUGAAGAGGAAGGCAAUGAGGAAGAGGAGGAGGAGGAGGAUGAUAACAGCAGUGCUGCUAGUGAUGGCGGAUCCAAGAAGAAAAAAGCGAAAGCUCUUAGCAGAAAUAGUGCUGAUGAGGAGGAGCUGACAAAUGAUAGCCUGGCCCUUUCACAAAGCAAGAGCAAUGAGGACUCGCUGAUUCUUGAGAAAUCUCAGAACUGGAGCUCUCAGAAAAUGGACCAUAUUAUGAUUUGCUGUGUUUGUCUUGGGGAUAAUAGUGAAGAUGCUGAUGAAAUAAUCCAGUGCGACAAUUGUGGAAUAACAGUGCAUGAAGGUUGUUAUGGUGUUGACGGCGAAAGUGAUUCUAUUAUGAGCUCCGCUUCAGAAAACUCCACUGAACCAUGGUUCUGUGAUGCCUGCAAAUGUGGUGUUUCUCCGAGCUGUGAACUCUGCCCCAACCAAGAUGGAAUCUUCAAGGAGACGGAUGCUGGCAGAUGGGUCCACAUUGUUUGUGCACUCUAUGUUCCAGGAGUAGCAUUUGGAGAUAUUGACAAACUGCGGCCGGUUACUCUUACAGAAAUGAACUAUUCCAAAUAUGGUGCUAAGGAAUGCAGUUUUUGUGAAGAUCCUCGUUUUGCCAGAACUGGCGUUUGUAUUAGUUGUGAUGCUGGGAUGUGCCGAGCAUAUUUCCAUGUGACGUGCGCUCAGAAGGAAGGCCUGUUGUCAGAAGCAGCAGCUGAAGAGGAGAUUGCAGAUCCCUUUUUUGCUUACUGCAAGCAACAUGCAGACAGGAUGGAUAGAAAGUGGAAGCGCAAGAACUAUUUGGCUUUGCAAUCUUAUUGCAAAAUGUCUUUGCAGGAGAGAGAGAAACAACUGUCACCAGAAGCUCAGGCCCGAAUUAAUGCCAGACUACAGCAGUAUCGUGCUAAGUCAGAAAUAGCACGUACCACGAGGCCGCAGGCGUGGGUACCAAGGGAGAAACUGCCACGGCCGCUCACUAGCAGCGCUUCAGCAAUACGUAAGCUGAUGCGCAAAGCAGAAUUAAUGGGAAUUAGCACAGACAUCUUUCCAGUGGAUACUUCAGAUACCAGUUCCAGUGUGGAUGGAAGAAGAAAACACAAACAGCCAGCCUUGACCGCUGAUUUUGUCAAUUAUUAUUUUGAGAGAAACAUGCGCAUGAUCCAGAUCCAAGAAAAUAUGGCAGAACAGAAGAAAAUUAAGGAUAAGCUGGAGAACGAACAGGAAAAACUUCAUGUAGAAUAUAACAAGUUGUGCGAGUCUUUAGAAGAACUUCAGAACGUGAAUGCAAAGCUACGAAAUGAAGGACAAGGAAUAUGGGCUGUGCUUGGUAGAAUAAUUGGGCAGAAAUUGAACAUACCAGCAAUUUUGCGAGCACCCAAGGAAAGAAAACCGAGUAAAAAGGAGGGUGGAACCCAGAAGGCUACAGCCCUCCCUGCAGUUCUCUAUAGUUGUGGGAUUUGCAAGAAGAACCAUGAUCAACACCUCCUUUUGCUGUGUGAUACUUGUAAACUCCAUUAUCAUCUUGGAUGUCUGGACCCUCCACUUUCAAGGAUGCCAAGGAAGACUAAAAACAGUUACUGGCAGUGUUCAGAGUGCGACCAAGCAGGUAGCAGUGACAUGGAAGCCGACAUUGCCAUGGAAACUUUACCAGAUGGAACUAAGCGAUCAAGGAGACAGAUUAAGGAGCCAGUGAAAUUUGUUCCACAGGAUGUACCCCCAGAACCAAAGAAGAUUCCUGUCAGAAACACGAGAACUCGAGGACGAAAACGAAGCUACAUUCCUGAAGAAGAAAAACCUGAGGAACGUAUUCCUAGAGAAAGAAGACAAAGACAGUCUGUAGUACAAAAGAAGCCUAAGUCUGAAGAUUUAAGAACCGAAUGUGCCACAUGUAAGGGAACUGGGGAUAAUGAAAAUCUAGUCAGAUACUCUUCAUGAGACACUACUCUGCCACAACUCAUCCCCGGAGGCAGUCCUGGAAACUACUUUUAUAAAUGUGAUUUUAAGCUGUGGAUAAGACUUUCAAUAGAACACAAACUAAAGGAUAACAGUGUAUUUAUCCCUUCCUUAUUCCUAGUUAUGACAAAAACUUGAGUUUGCUUGCCCAUGUUACCCAUCAGUAACAUACCCAUGUAACUGAUGGGUAUGUUACUUGGACUGACAAGGCAGUUAAUUUACUUGAAUUUUUUUCCUUUGCACUAAUCAGGCACAUUGGUAUGUGCAUUUCUGGAAAAUACUGGAUAAAUGUCUUGUCUGAAAUGUUCUAUUAAGUAAUUUUGUCUCCCGUUGCUAGUCUUUGGCAAAUGAUGAUGUACAGUAUUUAGAGUCACUGAAGAGUGACAGGAGCCUAUGGAACUUAAAUACUUUAUGUGAUGUUGUUGAAUAGGAAAAGCAAUGCUUUGUCAUUUGUUGGCUGCUCUACUUUUUGUGCCUCUUAAUAAGCAAAUUCUUAUAUAAAUGUGUUGAAGAGCUAUAUGUAAAAGGCUUGUUUUCUGUAAAAGUGUUCAGUAUAGUGGCAAUCGGAUACCUGUAAAAAACAAAAACAAAAAAAUUCAUGCAGUCUCAUGAUGAAGUAAGUUUUGCUAUGUAAUAAUUGACUUUGUGCCUAUUAGUAUGUUGUGUUAAAAGAGUCACUGAGUGAACACAAUUGACUUGAGAAGAGGGGAACCCAAAUCCUGUGGCUUUGUCUCAGUGGGCUUGUGUGUUCUGGAGUGGGGGUGCUUCCUUUAGCCAGCAACAAUACCUAUACAGCAAGCCUGCAACAUACGUAGAGGUUACAUUCUGGGUGUUGCGCCUAAAGCCAAAAUUGUAUACAGUGGUGCCUCGACUUACGAAUUUAAUCCAUUCCGAAGGCACCUUCGUAGGUCAAAAAAUUCGUAAGUCGAAAAGUGCCAUUGGAAACACGAUUUCCCAUAGGAAUGCAUUGGAAAUGGAAAAAUUCGUGAGUUGAAGCAACCCCAUCUAAAAAUUCGUAAGUUGAAAAAACCCUAUCUAAAACCGCCACGGUUUCCGUUCGGAUGUCGAGAAAUUCGUAAGUGUGCGGCCAUUUGCCCACUUGUAAGUCAAAAAAUUUGGUUGUCGAGUCGUUCGUAAGUCGAGGUACCACUUUAUAGUCAAUACACAUUGUGUUCAGCAGUGGGUGGGUUUGCCAAACCCUUUUUCUACCGAACAGACAGCCCCUUCCCACCCCAUUAUUAUUAUUAUUAUUAUUAUUAUUAUUAUUAUUAUUAUUAUUAUAUUUUGCCAAGCAGGUAUACCUGGAUAUGCACAAGUUAAAUGUGCAUAAGUUGCGGGCUUACUGCAUGGUAAUUUAGGGAAAAACAAAGUUGGUCAACCAGUAUUACUGAACAAGAGAUACCCAGUAGCAGUCUGUGUUUUUGUUUAAGACUUGUAAAUUUUUCAAAUAAUUUACUUGACAGCAUAAGCAUUUGAAAUGCUUAUUUUUGCCCUUCUUUGAACAAAGUUGUUUGUGCAUUUGUAACAUUGAAGUAUAUAAGUUGCGAUCCAACAAAGAUACUCAUGGGGCUGGUAGAACUACAAGGUUCCUUUGAAAUAUUCUUGCUCAAAGUAUUCCAUUUGUCAUUGUUGAAAAGCAAGCUGCAUUUUAAAGUGAAAGUUGGCUUGGCUCUUCUGCAGUACAGGAAAUGUCAAAGAACCCUCCUACUAGGUGGGUGUCCUCCUUAUGCACACUAAUCACUUUGUUGGAUCACAGCCAUUGUAUUGGAAAUCAUUGGGUAUAUGAAAAUACCGUGGUAUCUUGGAGCAUUUUGCAAGGUAUAUUUUAUAAUCAGAGUUAUUAACCUAGAAAUUAGAUUAAUAAUAGCUGUAUAAAAUAACAGGAAAUGAUACAUUAGUGUAUUUUCAUGGUUAUGGCUAGACACUGUAUCAUAUUUGGAUAUGUUCAAUAAAAUAACUAGAUCUCCUUGGUUUUACUGUUUGAAAUAAGCAUUUUGUCAAGACUGUAAUAACAUUGUGUUCUAGAUUUAAAUAUGCACAUUAGAAUUGGCUUAAAAGAGGCUAGAUGCAUCAAUGUUUUGGCUAAGAUUUGGUAUAAAUGUUGGCAUGUGAAUAUAAAACUUAUUCUGCAUUAAAACAUUUUAUAUUUACAUGCUUAUUUACUUAUUUAAAAGAGGGUUUUCCUCCAGAAUGGCUUGCACAAGAAAAGGUGCAAGAUGCCGGUAUGGUUCUUGUGGCUGGUUGUACAGCAGACUGAUAUUUCCUGUUGCACAACAGGCUUCCACUAGUGUUGCACUGGAUUUCAUAUUAAGGAAGCAAUAUUCUUGCCCUUACACUAGCUCAACAGCCCUUGAAUUAGUGGUCAGAAAACAUUGACUCUGGGCCAGAAAAUUUAUACAUUUUCUUGUCUUAGCCUUAGUAGAGCUUAAAUAGUAUAUAUUCCUAUUUAAUAUGAGAAGGUUGUUAGUACUGUAAAUACCUGCUUAGUGAUCACUAAUAACUGAUAUAAAAACAAAUACAUUAACUCUUGGGGGGGGGAAUGGUGUAUUGAUUCCCAUGCCUCAGUCCAGCCAUCCUAUGCCAAGUAGUAUGAUUUUCACUAUGCAUGCAGAAUUUACCUCUGCCUGAAUUGUGUUUGUGUAUUUUAUUUUACUUUGCUUUAGGCAGAUUCAUAUGAAGCAGUUGGUUUUUCUUAACAUAAACAUAGAUUUUACUUAGGUGUAAGAGCAGUUGUGUGUGUGCAUGUAAAGAGUUCUUUGUUCACUGUGCAUGUUGAACUAUUUAUUUGGGUGAAUUUGGGAAAUCAUAAUUAAGGUGCUUACAGAUUGAGCUUAUAUAUGCACAAUGCUGCUUGCCAGUUUUUAUACUUUGUUUCUUAGUUGAGCUUCAAAAUACAGUCGUACCUCGGAAGUCAAAAGGAAUGCAUUCCGGAAGUCCGUUCGACUUCCAAAAUGUUUGGAAACUAAAAUGCAACUUCUGAAGCUGUGUAAGCCGCGUUGGACGUUUGGGUUCCAAAGAACGUUCGCAAACCGGAACACUCACUUCCGGGUUUGCGGCAUUCGGAAGCCAAAACGUUUGACUCGCAAGGUGUUCAAGAUUCAAGGUAUGACUGUAAAGAGGGAUACAGCCCUUUCAGUUAAGAGAGAAUCCUUUGACUGCAUG